Molecule: messenger RNA, 1078 nt
Organism: Bombus pascuorum
Lineage: Eukaryota; Metazoa; Arthropoda; Insecta; Hymenoptera; Apidae
Exons: 1
Source: RefSeq, a predicted model, not a curated record
CCCGUAAUAGCGCAACCAGUAUCGGAAAGAGGUUCGAAUUCUCGGAAAAUUCGAGGAAAAGAAAGAAGGGGAGAAAGGGGAAGUGAGAACGUCCAAACUGCAAAUUCUACGGCUAACAAAAGGCCUGAUAAUGUAGCUAAGAGGAUUUACCAAUGGUGUACCCAAUGUUGCAGAAAGAAAAAAGCUAAGAUAGUGAGAGCGCGCAAGUCCAAGUCAAAUUUCUUUAAACGUUUGAAAGAAAAAUGUAAGAAGCGUAAGAUAAAAAAGAAAAAGACUACUUUUAGCGAAGAACGUAGUGUUUCACCGAUACAAUACGAAGAACGUCGCGUUGCUCCGGUACAAUACGAAGAACGUCGCGUUUCUCCGGUACAACACGAGGACGUAGUUAGGGAAACCUCGAGAGAAGAGAAGGAUGAAAGAUUCGAUGAAUCGAAAGGUGCAAGGGAAAUCAGGAAGAGGAAGAAGAAGAAAAAGAAAGAUGUUUCUGAACCACCUGUGCGUAUGUUUGAAACGGAUCAGGAAGAGAAAGUAAUCAAGGAUCAUGCUUCUGAGUUGGGGAUAGAUUUCACCAAAAGCUGUUGUUAUCUAUGCGCUCAAAACACAAUGGCGAUCGCGGCAGCAAUGUCUAAGAUAGGAAAGUUCCAUAUGUCCAUACAAGCUACUACCAAAGAAACAUUAACCUCUGACAAGAGUUGUAGCCCAACUAUGCAUGUUAGAACCGUACAGUCAUCUGUUAAGGUAAAAAUGCGCGAUAUGGGUACUCUGCACCCUGAUAAAAAAAAGAGCAGAAGGUCAAGGCCGAAGUUAAAGCUUAAUAAAAAGCUUAAUAUUCUUCCAAGAUUGAAAUUUCCCGCGUAUCCAAAAGUACGAACCGUUGCUUGCGGAACGGAUAAAUCGAUGAAACAUAAUAAUAUACCUCAAUGUAGAACAAAGCGUGGGGCCAACUGCGUAACCGACGCUAAAAUGAUAAAAAAUCGAUGACAAACGAAAAAACGUUUUAUUUGAUAAAAAGGUAUUCAGUUUCACACGUCCGUACGGGUGAAGAUUUGAAACUUCGCCUGUUGACGAAGAUUCUUAU